This is a messenger RNA of Frankliniella occidentalis (western flower thrips), 1220 nucleotides long. Its product is annotated as general transcription factor IIF subunit 2. Gene Ontology annotation, biological process: transcription by RNA polymerase II; transcription initiation at RNA polymerase II promoter. Gene Ontology annotation, cellular component: transcription factor TFIIF complex. The coding region runs from base 288 to 1097 and encodes 269 amino acids. The record is from RefSeq and is a predicted model, not a curated record. NCBI's taxonomy places the organism in Eukaryota, Metazoa, Arthropoda, Insecta, Thysanoptera, Thripidae. The transcript is spliced from 8 exons.
UCUGACUUUUCGAUUUGAAUCAUUAUUGCUGCAAUGAUCAGCAAGAUUGGCACUUAACAUGUCCUAUAUCUUACUCUCGUGAAAAUUGUAUUCUUCCCCUCAGUAGUUUUGUGUUAAGCAGGAGUUCGCUCGAAUCUGUCCCCUGGAAUAUAACUUUCGACCGUUCAUUUGGGUUUCGUAAUAGAUGAACAAGAAUCACGUGACACAUUGAUGACGAUUCAGUGUUGUCAUUUUGACAAGCUUCGUGGUUAUAACCUCUUGGAUUCAUCGUGAAAAUACUGUCCAAAAUGUCAUCCUCAACAUCUACUACCCCUCAUUCCGACAAGGAAUUAGAUUUAUCAAAUUCAAACCGGGGCGUAUGGUUAGUGAAGGUUCCGAAGUACAUAAGUACCAAAUGGCAAAAGGCACCAGGCAAUAUUGAGGUUGGAAAAUUAAGAAUAUCAAAGAGUGCUGGACAAAAGGCAGUAGUAUCACUAGCCAUAGCUGAUAGCCUGUUGACUCAAGAAUCAGACGAGGUGGUAAUUCCUAAGGACCACCAUUUAGAUGUGCAAAUUGUUGAGCGUCAAACUUUAGGAGUUUUUUCUCACUCUGUCCCUCCAAAUUCAGACGCAGUAGUACCUGAGACUGAAAAGCUAUGUUUAGAGGGAAGGAUCCAACAGAAGCUUGAAUGUCGUCCUCAUGCUGACAAAGGAUACAUGCAACUGAAGCUUGAAAGUUUCAGAAAGGCAGCUCAACCUACUAGACUGGUUAUGCAGUUGGAUCGUGUUGUACAAAAUUACAAACCUGUUUCCAAUCACAAAUAUAAUAUUGAAUAUGAGGAAAAGAAGAAGGCUGAAGGGAAGAAAGCUCGUGAUGACAAGGAUUCGGUCAUAGAAAUGUUAUUUGCAGCAUUUGAAAAGCACCAGUAUUAUAAUAUCAAAGAUCUAGUCCGUAUAACUAGGCAGCCUGUGACUUACCUGAAAGAAAUUCUGAAAGAUGUUUGUGAUUACAAUAUUAAAAACCCACAUAGAAACAUGUGGGAAUUGAAACCAGAGUAUAGACAUUACAAAGACCAGCCAAGUGGUGACAAGGCUGACAAAUCUGAUGACUCAGACUGAAAUAAAUCUCUAUUUGAACCCAUAUUAUAUUUUCUUUAUUAUUGAUCAUUGUUGAAUAAUCAUCAUAGGUUUAUCUUGUGGCAUGCUUGCUUUUUUGUGUAAUAAAGUGGUUUUAUUUUGUUU